Molecule: messenger RNA, 865 nt
Organism: Magallana angulata
Lineage: Eukaryota; Metazoa; Mollusca; Bivalvia; Ostreida; Ostreidae
Product: F-box only protein 22-like
Exons: 3
Coding region: 4-756 (250 amino acids)
Biological process (GO): protein polyubiquitination; positive regulation of proteasomal ubiquitin-dependent protein catabolic process
Source: RefSeq, a predicted model, not a curated record
GCCAUGAAAUAUCGGCAAACCUGUGUCUUUGUUUUCAUUACCACGGACCAGUUGUGCAUUAAAAAACACAUACCUCAUUCCAUCUCACACUUUUCUGUUCUUACAGAUGGUGUUAUUGGAGGGCAUGAAUACAGUCCAUUAAAUUCACAACUGGCAGCAUCAUGUUUAAGUAUUCCCGAGAUAGACGGGCUUAAAAUUACAAAUGUAUCAGAAUUGGAUAUUGAUGUGCUCCGAAAUCCCAAGGUGAAGGCCAUUCUAUAUUUCUCGGAUAUUGAAAGUUUAACAGAGAUGGUUCUGGAACAGCAAUUUGAAGAUGCUAGUCUAAGAUUCCCUGUGGUCGGGGGCUAUGUAAGAAGGAUUCUGUCCAGAGAUGUUGGAAAAUUAACAACCUUUCGACGCAGAUUUCAAUACAUUGUUGUGAGUGGACCAGCAGUAAAAGCGACUUCUGUCGUCAUAACGGAUGGAAUCAGUACUGAGCGUCAAAUAAAGAAAAAACUAAGGAAGUUAAAUGAAGUGAGUGAAAGAGGGAGGAGAAUUAAAUUUAGGUUUGCCUUCAUGCUUACCCAAAAUAGUAGUCCAAAGUUAAGCGUGGAGUCCGUUUCCUUUAGAGAAAUCUUCCCAGGAGUGCCAUUAACUGGUUUCUGUCACACUGGACAAAUUGGCAUGGACUAUCCAAAACGACGAAAUUCCACCAAACUUAACGUAUUUCAGGAUUUUUCGUCGGUGUUUUUGAUGGUCACCGUAUACGAAGCCUGAAUUUUCAAUCACUUAAGGGGUACUAUAUGGAUUUCAGAAAAUGAUGCUUUGUAUUGUUAAUAAAUUAUUGGGGAAAAUAUUCGCUCAAGAUGUUAAGAUGAAUUUUCAU